AUGCGGACCAGCUCUCUUCCCCACUUCAACCCGCACGUCAAGUCUCAGUCCGGCACUUUGAACCUAUCUCCACAGACGCUAUUCAUUCGAAAUAAGUCUGGCCAGCCCAUCAAGCCGUCACUCAAGCAUGUCAAGCUCCCCAGUUUGUCAAUUCCAACGGGUAGCGGGGUUGUGCAGAGCGAACCCACGACGCCUACCCAUUCGAAGGCGGUACAUUUCGACGCCAAGCUCGAGCACGUAAAAUUGUUUCUCGCGAAGCAAAAGCCCCUAGCGGUGUCGCGAGAUCAUGACCCAGCUACCGAUACCAGCGGUACCGAGAGCGAUUUCCCUUCGUUCGUCCGUGGUUUACCGGACGACUCCGAGAAACAGAUCGAGCUCCAUAUUUGCAACAUGCCGUCCGUCCCGCCAGUGGGUGCGGACGUGAUCUUGCAAGGACUCACUUUGUCGCAAAACGACAAGACCGUCAUCGGAAGAGUCCGAGUGCGCAACAUCGCGUACGAAAAAUGGGUAGCUGCUCGGUUCACCCUGGAUUCGUGGCAGACGACGAGCGAGGUUACUGCCCACUAUGCGAAAUCUGUGGACGGUGGCAUGUUUGACAUCUUCACGUUCUCGAUAAAAUUGCAUGACAUGUGGUCGCGUAUCGAGGGGAAAUUCAUGUUUAUUGCCUUGCGGUAUUCUACCGCAGGUAGGCAGAUCUGGGACAACAACAGCGGUGCCGACUACAUGCUUAAGUUCGUCCGGAAACCUGUGGCACGGAAGUCACCCGCUGCGACAAAGUUUCGCAUGGAGGAUCCGGGUUCCAAAGUCGAGUCGGCGAGGGUGGAUAUAGGUCCUUCUCAGGCGUCUCCUUCACUGCGCUCUUCCCCGACAUUGACGCCAAAGGCGUCUUUGUCAGCGAGGUAUGAUCUAGGUUCUACGCUCAAGAUACCUCGAAGUGGGACCUUCCCUCUCCUUUCUUCUCCAGGUGCGCGGACCCCCACGUACCCUGCAGAGCUCUCCAGCUUUUCGUCAAAGCAUGCCCCUUCUCGCGUUGAUAAGAUACCACCACGCCAUACUCGAUCCAUUACUAUAGGGUCAUCUAGGGACCUGGAGAAGCGAGAGCAGGUGCACAUUGCGCAGUCAGAUUCUCUAAACCUUGACUCCCCCUUUUCAACUCCCCAGUCACGCGCAGCACAUGAGCGCAACCACCGUCGUGGCUAUUUCCAUCGACCAAUGGGUGGCACACCGCGUAAAACCCCUCCAGGUCCUGCUUUUUUGAGUCCGUUGGAAGAGCAGUCCUCUACUCGCAGCAGCGAUUCCAUGAGAGGACAACCUUCCCUCUUUCGCAGAUUUACUGCUCAAAAUAUGGGUCGGGUAGACAGCGCAAGCUCCACUGCGUCUGCAGCGUCCGACUCGAGCUCCCUAAAUACUCCGCUUACGUCUCCGGGGCCCAGUACACCCACUGUUUCCGAUGACAAGCCGUCUCUUAGCGAUAGCUAUAGCCAAUUUCUUAACCAAUUCUGCUUCUUCACAGGCUCUGGCUCACUGACGGACAAUUCCUCUGGUCCAAUCACCCGUUCACAAUCUGCUUCUGAUGUGGAAUCGUUCUUCUCUCACUCACCUCCUUACAAUCUUUCUUCUCCCUUGCGCUAUCCCACCUUCAACGGACCCCGCUCCUGCAGCUUGGAUAGCAUCAUUUCUUCUAACAGUGGCUCGACUACUCCACGCGGGACACCAAUGCUUGCGUCCGAGUUGUGA
Molecule: messenger RNA, 1737 nt
Organism: Suillus paluster
Lineage: Eukaryota; Fungi; Basidiomycota; Agaricomycetes; Boletales; Suillaceae
Product: carbohydrate-binding module family 21 protein
Exons: 2
Coding region: 1-1737 (578 amino acids)
Biological process (GO): regulation of glycogen biosynthetic process
Cellular component (GO): protein phosphatase type 1 complex
Molecular function (GO): protein phosphatase 1 binding; glycogen binding
Source: RefSeq, a predicted model, not a curated record